Molecule: messenger RNA, 468 nt
Organism: Galeopterus variegatus (Sunda flying lemur)
Lineage: Eukaryota; Metazoa; Chordata; Mammalia; Dermoptera; Cynocephalidae
Product: whey acidic protein-like
Exons: 4
Coding region: 1-468 (155 amino acids)
Cellular component (GO): extracellular region
Molecular function (GO): peptidase inhibitor activity
Source: RefSeq, a predicted model, not a curated record
AUGCGCUGUCUCCUCAGCCUGGCACUGGCCCUGUUCGCCCUGGAGGUGGCCCUCACUCUGGCCCGGACCCCCAUCAUGCCAGUGCAGGCCAUGUGCCCAGAGCCCAGCUCCGAGGAGGAGGCAUUGUGCGUCCAAGCCUGCCGCACCGAUGACGACUGUCUCAACCAUGCCAAGUGCUGCCCCAGUGCCUGCGGCCGCUCCUGCAAAACCCCCCUCAUCGUAUCUGCCCCCAAGGCUGGCCGCUGCCCCCAGAUGCAGGCCCUGAUGAUCUCGCAGCCCUGUAAGGAGCAGAGUGAGUGCUCCAGAGAUGACCAAUGUACAGACAACAGAAAGUGCUGCUUCAGCCAGUGUGCCAUGAGGUGUCUGGACCCCAUCCUAGCUCCCCCUGUCCAGCGCCACAGGCCUCAGCGGGGCUUUGGAGGAGCUGUACCUGCCAACCCCAGGCUGCAGGCCUCUGUGGGCACUUGA